AGAAGAAGUGGAACGCAGAGCGGGCGGUGAUUGGCUGGCUGAAAGUUGGCCCCGCCCCCACCAGUGACAAAUGUGAAAGCAAAAAUAAGUUUAAAAAAAUAACAAUAUAGAAGAAGAAUCGUAAACAAGAAGAAGAAGAAGAAACGGGAGGAGGAACCAAGAUGGCGGAGCGCCGAGGAGCCCGUGAUAUCAGGCCGGGGAACGGCACGAAGCAGCCCGGGCUGCUGCGGGCAUCAUGGCCGCUGUAACCGCCGACGCCCGCGGAGUCAUGACGAACCGAGCACCGGAGCCCAGCGGUCGGUCGCUGGCUCCGGGAGGCGGCGGCUGGAAGGGACACAUCGUCCGGCAGCUGAAGCACCGAGACCGGAGCCAACAGGCGAUGUUCCAGGACCUGAUCCGCUUCUACUCUCAGCUGCUAGAGAAAACCAGUCUGGCCAAAGGAAUCCUGAGCCGCUCCGACAGACGUCCCUGUGCCGACAGCAGCUCCGUGUCCACUUUGCAGCAUCGGAUCAGCCAGAUGAAAAAGACGAAAGGAGAGUUGGCCUAUCAGGUCCUGGAGCUACAGCAGCAGAUAAAAAUCAAAGAAUGUGUUCUGGAGGAGCAGCAUGCCAGACUGCUGAAGGAGGAGCGGCGGCUGGAGGGGGCGUUUGGUUCUCGCCAGGAGCUGCAGGAGCUGGUGAAGCAGGUUCAGGAGGAGAACGGGUCCCUGAAGGUAAAAUACGACGCGCUGCUGGAGCAACAGAAGGGGGCGGAGUCUAGACUCAGGGAGGAGAAGGUGAGAGAGGGACACCUGCUGGAUGACAUGAUCCACCUGAAGGAGCAGGCGGCCGCCCGCAUGAACCACCGCAACGAGCGCAAGUCCAGAGCUCGAGAAGCCAAACUUCAGAAGGAGCUGCAGACGGCCGCCAGGUCAAAGGUCAACAUAGACAGUUCGUCCAGUUCAGCGUCAGCGAAGACGGAAAAUCAGGACGAGACGUCAGAACAAACCCAGACUCGACUGUUCAGGUCGGCGUCGGCCACGUCUCCGAGGAUCUUCUCAUCCAUCAAAGGCUUGUUUGACAGGAAGAGGCGUGGCCACUCCGUCUGUAGUCUGCAGGAGGACCACGCCUGCCCCGUCAGGAUCUGUCUGUCUGCAAGAGUCCCUGCAAGAGCUCUGCAAGUACUGGAGGCCCAUGACCAGGACAUUAACGCCGUCCGGUUCAGCUCCAGCUCAGACCUGUUGGCCACUGGAGGAACCGACUGUGUCAUCAAACUGUGGGAGGUCAGAGCAGGUACGUUGACUCACAGAGGAUCCCUGCACGGCAGCACGGAGGGAAUCACCUGCAUCGAGUUUGACCACACGGGUUCCCGGAUCCUGGCAGCGUCCUACAACAAGUCGGCCUUGUUGUGGCGUCUGGAUGACUCCGUUCCCAAGGUGACUCUGACCGGACACAGUAACAAGGUGACGGCCUCCAGGUUCAUUAGUUCGUCCUCGGUGGCGACAGGAAGCGCCGACCGGACCCUGCGGCUCUGGGACCUGCAGAGGGCGGCAUGUGUCCAUCUGGUGGACGUCGUGUCCUACGUCAGUGACCUGGUUUGCUCUGAGAACUCUAUCAUCAGUGGACACUUCGACAGAAAGAUCAGAGUCUGGGACACCAGGGUGAUGAGCUGCGUUCAGGAGCUUCCUGCUCAGGGUAAAGUCACGUCUCUGGACCUCAGCUCUGACCAUCGCCAGCUGCUCAGCUGUUGCCGUGACGACUGCCUCCAGCUGGUUGACCUGAGGAGGUGGAGCUCCGACCGGAUGUGCUACAGGGCGGAUGGAUUUAAAUGUGGCAGCGACAGCACCAAGGCCGUGAUCAGUCCGGACGGCGACUACCUGGCGGCUGGAUCUGCAGACGGCGCCGUUUACGUCUGGAACGUCUCCACCGGGAACCUGGAGACCCGCCUCCCCGACAAACACAGCUCGUCCAUCAGCGCCGUGUCCUGGUCUCUGUCCGGAGAAUACGUCGUCAGCGUGGACAAGAGUCGCCGGGCCGUCCUCUGGAGCGACAUGUGAUUCAGCCAAUCCACGGAGAGGUCCCGUUGUCACGGCAACACCCCCUACGCCCCGCCCCCCUCCAUAAAAACAAACUAUGCACCUUAACCGAGGAAAGGAACCGAUCCGAGAACGUCUGGAGUCUGUGGAUCGGUCCAAAGGGAAACGUUCUGCUCGCUGCCUCUUUAACCAGAUAUUAACAAA
Messenger RNA from Mugil cephalus (flathead mullet), 2218 nucleotides. Its product is annotated as protein Atg16l2-like. Lineage: Eukaryota; Metazoa; Chordata; Actinopteri; Mugiliformes; Mugilidae. Gene Ontology annotation, molecular function: protein binding. The transcript has 18 exons. The record is from RefSeq and is a predicted model, not a curated record. Gene Ontology annotation, cellular component: autophagosome membrane. Bases 236 to 2035 code for a protein of 599 amino acids. Gene Ontology annotation, biological process: autophagosome assembly; negative stranded viral RNA replication.